This is a messenger RNA of Cryptococcus amylolentus CBS 6039, 2230 nucleotides long. RefSeq lists its product as hypothetical. NCBI's taxonomy places the organism in Eukaryota, Fungi, Basidiomycota, Tremellomycetes, Tremellales, Cryptococcaceae. Bases 25 to 2103 code for a protein of 692 amino acids. Gene Ontology annotation, cellular component: AP-4 adaptor complex; membrane coat. Gene Ontology annotation, biological process: receptor-mediated endocytosis; intracellular protein transport. The record is from RefSeq and is a predicted model, not a curated record. The transcript has 12 exons. Gene Ontology annotation, molecular function: cargo adaptor activity.
AUCCUCCUCUUCUCCAUCCCCGCCAUGUCCACCCCCUCCUUCCCCCCGUAUCUCACAUCGGGUGCAUCCUCCAGGACACACCAUGCCCUCCUCGCCCAGCUCAACCAAGCUGCAUCACCCCACGAAGAGGAUGCCAUCAUCACAGAGCACCUAUCUCAUGCAAAAACUCUCUUUCGCUCGCAGGAUCAGAACACAUCAAGAGUAGCAGAAACGCUCAUCAUGGUCCUACAUUGCACCGCACUACGCCAUGACUGUAGCGAUGAUCUGGACUUUGUGCUGAUCCCUGCACUCAAAUUGGCCGAAGGUGGGAAGAGUGUGCAGGAGAAACGUAUAGGUUAUCUUUACUUGACGGAGAAUCUACCGCGAGAUCACGAGCUUCAUCUGCUUUUGAUCAACACAAUACGCAAGGACCUCUCUUCGACGAAAGAAGCGCACGUUCUGCUGGCUCUGCAGGCCAUUGUCAAGCUGUCUUCUAGAGACCUGGGCCCGGCGGUUACGCCUAUCCUCAUAUCGAAAGCGCUCAUUCGGCACCAUCUACCCUCCAUCCGGCAGCGCGUCUACGAAUCUCUCAGAUCACUGUAUCUACUCUCCCCUAACGCAGCCCACGAGCCGGAACCAUUUCCUCUUACCAUGAGCAAGCUCGUCAAAGCACUAGGGCAAGAAACCGAUUCUGGCGUCUAUACUGCCAUCCUGAGACUCCUUGGUGGCUUGAUUCAGAGGAAUAUACAGACGGUGACCACUGAUGCUGAGCAACAAUAUAUCAUUCAGCUUGUGCUAGAUCGGAUAGCCGAAAGACAGGUUUUACUGGAGGGACAGAUGUCUCUACAAGCUUUGUCAUUGUUCCUUACUCUCUUCAAGACACGACCGUUAGUCUCAGAAAACGAAGUUACUGACGAACUCUCGACCUGGCUAUCGAAUAUUAUACAGCCAAUCUCUAACGGAUGGCAGGGCGCUUUCUUGUUUGAAUCAUGUCGCCUCGCCUCUCACCUUCCCAAGAUAGCCCCCGCAUGCGUCCACAGCGCCACCCAGCUCCUGUAUCUACCCUCACCAUCGUCCCAUGGCCACCUCACACCACAGAUCCCUUCGCCCAAUGACCAUGUCUUGGCUUUGAGAUGCCUGAUGCUACUGCCCAGAGAAAGCUGGGAUGGCAAGUUAGGUGAAGGAGAGAUGGGUGUCAUCAUGGAAGGUGUCAAUAGUGUGGACACUAGUGUAAGGCGAUCAACUAUCCGGCUACUCGACUCUCUUUCGCCUGAUCUUCCCCGGUCAAUCUUUCAGCGCUAUCUAGAGUCCCUCGAGUCAAACAGCGACCUGUCUCUACCGAUGAACAUCCCUGCGGAUGCUCCUCUUGCCUCAAAGGUGGAUCUGGCCAGACGAGAAACCGCGAGGAGAGCGCUUGAAGUGCUGGAGGUCACAUCCGCAGAAGAUGGAGAAGUAUACGGAGAGGGCGUGGCGCAUUUGCUGCUAGCUUUUGAAGGUGGGCAGAAAGAAGGCACUAUAUGGGAAGAGCUUUUGAGGGGUGUCAUGGACUUUAUCGUUAGCAAAGACGACGGAAAGUUCAUACACCCAUUCUCCUUCUCAUUUCUAUCCAAACUAUCGGCCGCAAAACCUGAGAACUACGGCCCCACGACAGUUACUAUAGCAUCCACCCUCGCAUGCUCUCAUCUUCCGUCAAACGCCAGACCCAUGGCAUUCUCUUAUCUCCUCAGAGUUCUCCCACAAGUACCGCCGUCAAUUCAAGAGCUCGUCCUGGGGGCGCUCACGGGUUAUAUGAUGGGCGAACAUGACAGAGCGGAGGAUCAAGAAGUUGUCAGUGCUGUGAGGAAGGUCGAAGAGACGGCACCGCGUUAUCUGCAAAAACGGUGUGCCGAAGUGGUUGGUGUAAUUGAUCACAGUCUAUACCAGGACGUGCAGCAACAAGCUCGAUCAAACAAGCUACCGGACAUCCUUACUGCCAUCAAAGAAGUGUAUAGCAAGUUCAGAAAGGAGUUGUCCACGGAUAUGCCUUCAGGAAGCUCUUCGACGCCGCCUUGGACGGUCACCUUUGAGACCCCAAAGAAAUUACGGUACAAUGCUUAUGAGGCGCCGCAAGCAAAGCCGCGGUAGCUGUUUGGCUAUAGAUCGGUAUACCGAGUCCGAAAGUCCUGCGGCAGUAUAUAUUGUACAUGUAUCUCUACAGGUUCAUAUGUAUGCAGCUUUUGUCACCUUUUUAAUAGACUGCGUAGCAAGCGAC